GGAUUUUCUUCAGAGGACAACACAAGGAUCUUCAAUCAACUUUCUUUCAUUAACCGUUAUUUGGGCCUUGAUGCCGACCUCUAGAGCAGACUGUACUUUCACCUACAACUUUCAAGUAAUAGUCCAGAAAGGUGUGUCCUAUUUUCACGAUUUAGACUUAACGAAUGAGGACAAUAACUUGACGGUAAGGUUUGGAGUUGGAGAGUAUAUCACUGUCAAGUGUGUAGAAGGAUACCAAUUUGUCAACGGAAUAAGAAAAGUAGACGGGGUCAACACCUUUAGCCUGGACCAUGAUGAAGGUCUCAAGAUAAGUUGUGAAGUGGGAAACAACAUGAAGCCUGACAUCUCCAAGACCGUUUUGGGAUACGAUCGGUAUCUGUUUUGUGAUGAGGGUUGUCCUCCAGUAAGAGAGGACAAGUACAAAGUAUCCUAUCCUGCAGCUAUAGUAACAUCUGAGGACAGUAGUCCUCCUAUCACAUACCUUAAAGAUUCUUUCAUUUCCUUUUCUUGCCAGCCUGGAUAUACGAUCGCUACGGGCAACGUUGGCAGCAGUAAGUCGCAGUGUAAGAAAAGUACCGAAGAAGUGAACUGGUCCCCUAAAAAGGAAGACUUCAUUAACUGUGUCAGAGGCUGUCCUGACAUAACAAGGUCUGUAAGUGGUGGAGUAACUACAGACGUCCCCAACAGCACUCCCAAUCAGGCUCCCUUCAAACCGGGAGACACUGUCACUUUCUCGUGUGAACCAGGUCACGUGUUAGUUGGUUACUCUACUCUUACCUGUACUGGACUGUUGAAAUGGAACGAGAACUCGCCCGAGUGCGUGAAACCUUGAGUCUCUCACCAUCCUCCUUUCUCAUAAACCAUGAUCAAUGAGCAUACUACAUCAACAUUAAGGAAUGGUCGGUCAGUGAUCACAGCUCGUGGAUCAAGCAGUUGGCAGAGCUUGAUAUACGGGAGAGGUAGUUCCUGGACUCAGUGAACUAUUAGACUCUUGGCAACAAGCCAACAAGUAUAACAUGUGCUGCUAUGAGAAUUCGUACAGACUAUUAUAACCGUGCUACAUUCGUUAUGGAGUUAAAGAAUUGAGCGUACGUUUGGUAAUUCUUGGAAACUCACAUUUUAUAGGUGCCCUCAUAAUGUAUCAGUGUACGGUAAAUAGGGAUUUUACUGUGU
Bolinopsis microptera is the source of this 1173-nucleotide messenger RNA. RefSeq names its product sushi, von Willebrand factor type A, EGF and pentraxin domain-containing protein 1-like. The record is from RefSeq and is a predicted model, not a curated record. The coding region runs from base 71 to 832 and encodes 253 amino acids. The transcript is spliced from 7 exons. NCBI's taxonomy places the organism in Eukaryota, Metazoa, Ctenophora, Tentaculata, Lobata, Bolinopsidae.